AUGCCAUACUCAUUUUUUUGGUUCUGGCGUCUGGUCUACAUCUGUUUGAUCUGCUACUAUCACUUCAUGAAAGUAUUUGCGCGACGUUUUAUGGCCCGCGCACGACCCAGAGUGAACACGAAUUUCUUCGAUCCUCAAUCUGCAAUGGUAGUGUUGGCGGCUUCGAUCUGCACCCGAGGCGGAAAACCUCUUCUUUCGCGUCUGUUUCGUGAUAUAUCGAAGGACCGUAUCACAGGACUUCUAGGCAACUUUCCUAGUUUGAUUUCCGAACUGACUUCCCACAAUACUGCCGUUGAAGACGAGUCCAUUCGUUAUGUUUAUCAGCCAUUGGAAGAUCUUUAUGUGGUUUUACUCACCAAUAAGGACUCCAAUAUCUUACAGGACAUCGAUACGCUUCACUUGUUCAUUUCCACCAUCAGUAACAUGUUGAGACAAGUGGAUGAACUGGAGAUUUUUGCCAGUGCCUUUGAUAUAUUGGGAGCUUUUGACGAGAUUAUCUCAUUGGGAUACAAGGAAAACUUGACGUUGUCGCAGGUUCAAACGUUCAUGGAGAUGGACUCGCACGAGGAAAAGAUCCAGGAGAUCAUCGAGCGGAACAAGGAAUUGGAGGCCACCGAAGAACGCAAACGUAGAGCUAAGGAAAUUCAACGCCGAGAAUUGGCACGCAAAAACUUGGAGCAAACGCCCCAUAUGGCAAGCCAGUACGAUUAUAGCCAGACAUCGGUGCUGCAACCGGCAUACCAGCCGCUGCCGAUGAUUGACAACACCCCGGUUUCCGGUCCUUCGAUCUCCAGUAGACCUACGCGUGGCGGGCUCCAGUUGGGUAAAAAGCCCACCAAGGUGGCAGAGACCCACCAGCCAUUACUUGCGCACAACGAACCGCGGUUCAACUCGGGCCACCUAGGAUCCAAUGUGCCUCCACUGUCCGGUUCGGUAGCAGCUGCCCCCGGCUACUCGCGGUCUGUAGCGUCGGCGUCGCCUGCUCCGGCACCCAAGGCGACUAACAAUGGCGUGCUCAUCACUGUGAACGAGAAAAUCUCGGCGUCGUUGACUCGUGACGGCGCCAUCACUCUGUCCGAGGUCAAAGGUGAUUUGCAAUUGCGAAUUAACGACUCUGACCUUGCCAAUGCAUCGAUUAUUGUUACUACAGGACCCGGCAUCCAGUACAAUCCUCACCCCAACAUUGACCGUCAACUUUUCACCCAGAAAAGCGUGAUUUCGUUGAAAGACCAGAAUAAAUCGUUCCCGGCCGACGACCGGUCUAUCGGGGUAUUGAGAUGGCGCGGAGCAGGAAAGCAAGACGACCGCAGCUUGGUGCCGUUUGUAGUCAGCGCGUGGGUUCUGAGCAACGACGGCCGUGCCGACGUGACGUUGGAAUACGAACUUACUGACCAAUUUGUCCAGACUCAUCAACACUUGGAAAAUGUCGAAGUUUCUAUACUAGUGCCCGUGGGCGAGGAACCUACGGUGGAAGACGUUCCGUACGAGGUGACUGGUGAUGGAGUUUUCUUUACUGUGACUAUUCCUAUCGAAUCUCCCCAAGGAUCAUUUGAGUUCCUGGUUCCCGCACCUGAUGAAGAAUCGUUGUUCCCCAUGGAAAUCCAGUUCUCUCUCGAAAACGACCAAGCUACAGAGGCCGACACCUCGUUUGGAAAAGUGUCGGUGGUGGACGUUGUUGGACGUGGACCUGACGAAGAGUCACUUCCGUUCGACUUGCACAUCAAAUUGGCGCUGGAUGUAUACGAGGUAGCGUAA
Molecule: messenger RNA, 1755 nt
Organism: Meyerozyma guilliermondii ATCC 6260
Lineage: Eukaryota; Fungi; Ascomycota; Pichiomycetes; Serinales; Debaryomycetaceae
Gene: RET2
Product: coatomer subunit delta
Exons: 1
Coding region: 1-1755 (584 amino acids)
Biological process (GO): endoplasmic reticulum to Golgi vesicle-mediated transport; Golgi localization; retrograde vesicle-mediated transport, Golgi to endoplasmic reticulum
Cellular component (GO): COPI vesicle coat; cytosol
Source: RefSeq, a predicted model, not a curated record